This is a messenger RNA of Panicum hallii, 1622 nucleotides long. RefSeq lists its product as uncharacterized. The coding region runs from base 32 to 1264 and encodes 410 amino acids. Gene Ontology annotation, cellular component: nucleus. Gene Ontology annotation, molecular function: DNA-binding transcription factor activity, RNA polymerase II-specific; protein dimerization activity; RNA polymerase II cis-regulatory region sequence-specific DNA binding. Gene Ontology annotation, biological process: regulation of transcription by RNA polymerase II. The transcript is spliced from 7 exons. The record is from RefSeq and is a predicted model, not a curated record. Lineage: Eukaryota; Viridiplantae; Streptophyta; Magnoliopsida; Poales; Poaceae.
CAGCUAGCUCAGUAGCUCACCGGUAUAUUUCAUGGCCCAAGACAACGCACCAGCUGGUCGCGGCCGCUCCACCACUCCACCAAGCACCGGCAUGUGGGAGUCUCCUCCUCGCCAGAUGCAAGCGCACGCGCCCUUCCCCUCCUGGAGCCCCUACGCCGGCACGUUCGUCGCCGGAGCCGGCGAAGCCGUCGGCGCGCACCUCUCGCCGCCGCCGGCAGCGGCCGACUCGCCGCGCCUGCCGAGCGAGCACGUCCCCGACCAUGUCUGGAACCAGAGCGCCCACAGGGAGAACUUCCUUUCCCUGCUCGGGGCGAGGAACGUGGUGCCGGAGAUGUUCGAGGACGUCCCCGCGGCGUGCGACUACCUCGCAGGGCCGGUGGGCGCCGCGGCGUCGGCGGCGGCUGGCAACACGGGCGGCGGCGCAGCUGCCUACGGCCUCGGCAGCGCAGACCGUCUGUACUCGGGGAACAGCGCGGCGCACGGGAGCAGCGUGGGCUGCGCGCCACGCUACGAUCACGAGGUGAAACCAGCAGACUGCAGCCUGCAGCAGGGGUUUGGAGCUCCCACGGCUUCAUCAUUUCUGCAGCAAAUGAUCCCUACCCUGGUGGAGAUUCAGACUGCUCUGGGUUAUUCCGGCAUGGGAUCUGGAAGACCAACGGAGUCUUCUUCUUUCGGCGUGGGGUGCCUGCCGCCGGAUGCCGGUUCUUUUGGUGACCACAGGCCAGCUUCAGAAUUCAUGUCUAGCAACAGCAGUAGACAUGAGCAAGAUAUUAGGCCGGGGAUGGGCAGUAGCAGCAGUGGAACUGGAGCAGCAAGUGUAGCCACGAGGAGGAGAUCAGAGGAGAGGGUUGGAGUUGGAGGAAACGCGAAGAAAUCGAAGCAGGAGGCUUCCCGCAAGGCGUCGCCACCCAAGGCUCAAGCGCCCAUAGUGAAGCUGGGAGAGAAGAUCACAGCACUGCAGCAGAUCGUGUCACCUUUCGGGAAGACUGAUACAUCAUCGGUGCUGUUUGAGACGAUCAAGUACAUCAAGUUUCUUCAUGAGCAACUACAGCUGUUCAGUGAGCCGUACAUGACGAAAAGCGCACACGAGGGCCACGUCCCGUUUGGAGGCGAAGAGAAAGAGAAGACAGGGACGGGGCAUGAGAGUGGCUUGAGGGGCAGAGGGCUCUGCCUGGUCCCUGUCUCGCUGACCUCGCAAGCGUACCACGACGACACCCUGCCGGACUGCUGGACGCCGGCGUACCGGAGCUGCCUGUACCGGUAGAUGAUCUCCCUCAGCGAGGCGGCACCUGCAUCAGCAAUAGGAUGCACAAGGAUUUGCUUUCUUUUUUUCUGCCACGUCGAGUUUGAUUUACAGUCUAUUGCUCAAAAAAAGAUUUACAGUCUAGUUCAGGCGAAUAACAUACUUAGGCAUCUCAGACAUUGGCCUUCGGAAAAGCCAGCAGCUAGCAGAGGUCCGCCAGUCAGUCGAGUCGACAGUACUACUAGCUAGCAUCUCACUGCCUAUGAAUGUUGUUCGGAGCCAUUGUUAGCUUUAGCCACUGGCAUCCGCAUUUGCACUCUUUGGAGGCCAUUGUACAUGUCAUGCCUUUUGAAGGCGUAAACUGAGAUGAUGUUCAGUU